AUGCCAGAAAGUCAGAAUUUGCGAGACGAUGACCCAGGAAAUGAGACAGCCAUCGACAGCGAACAUGAAACACUACAGUCAGGGUCGUCCGACCACAAAACAUCCGUGAAAAACGGCGACGACAAACCCAGCAGCUUGCAAGACGACCACGGCCACGAUUCGGACGACGAAGAAGAUGAAGAUGAAGAAGAAAGCGAUGAUGGCGACGAUAUUGACGAGGAACCGAAACUUCGUUAUCGUCGCGUCGGUGCAGGUGUUUCCGAGUUACUCGGCAAAGACGCUGCCUCUGUCUUGCGAGUUUCCGACAAGUUUGUGGCACUCGGAACGCAUUGGGGUGUGGUGCAUAUUCUCGAUUUCGAGGGCAACGUGAUCAAAAGUUUUCGACAUCACUCCGCGACGGUAAACGACAUUUCCAUUGAUGAUGCUGACGAGUACGUCGCAAGUGCUUCCGAUGAUGGAAAGGUCUACAUUUAUGCAUUGUAUACAUCGGAAGUGCAACACUUCAAUUUUCGACGGCCGGUCAAAUCCAUCGCGCUCGAUCCCGCUUACGCCAACAAAUCCACUCGACAAUUUGUCUCGGGAGGUUUGGCCGAACAACUCAUCAUGACCGAGAAAGGUUGGUUAGGUCAUAAAGACGUGGUGCUUCACGCCAACGAAGGUCCGAUUUAUGCAAUUCAGUGGCGAGGCAAUUUUAUUGCUUGGGCCAAUGACGCCGGUGUAAAGAUGUACGAUACAACCACCAACCUCCGUAUCACCUAUAUUGAUCGACCUGAAGGAAGUCCACGAGCUGAUCUCUAUAAAUGUCGGAUGUGCUGGAAGGAUGAUCAUACCUUGCUCAUUGGAUGGGCCGAUACCGUCAAAAUCGCUGUUGUCAAGGAUAAACCACGGCACCAAAUAGCGCCGGGCCAGCCCGCACAUUAUGUGGAAAUCGUUGGCAUGUUCCAAACUGAUUACAUUGUUUGUGGAAUUGCCCCUUUCAAUGAUACCCUUUUGCUACUUGCGUACAUUCUCGAGGAUGAUUUGGCUUCACUCGAUGCCGACAGCCAGAAUCCGGAACAUCAACGAAAACGACUUGCCACACGUCCCGAACUCCACAUCAUCAACAGCGAUAACGAGGAAAUAUCGGCCGACGUACUUGCUUUACAAGGAUACGAGUAUUAUCAAGCCAACGAUUACGUGCUGCAGUUUUUGGCCGAAGAAGACAUGUUUUAUGUCUUGGGACCAAAAGACCUGAUUGCGGCCAAAUCUCGAGAUCAAGAUGAUCAUAUUGAGUGGUUGAUGGAUCAUCAGCGUUACGGCGAAGCUCUGAAUGCCGCACGGGAAUUACAACAUCAGACAGGCAGUCGGCGAUUUGACGUUGACAAAAUUGGUCAGACAUACUUGGAUUGGCUCGUUCAAGAGAAACAGUUUCAAGAGGCGGCACGAGAAUGUCGCAAUGUUCUCAAAGACGACAAGGGACUAUGGGAAGACUGGGUGUUCACCUUUACGGAGAUGGGCGAACUCAAGGCCAUCGCUCCUUACAUCCCGGUAAAAGAUCCACAACUGAGUAGCACUUUGUAUGAAAUCGCUUUACUCAACACCAUCCGACAGUGGCCACGCACCUUGUACAAUAUAUCCAAUGUGAUUGUCGCAGUAGAAGACUAUUUACCAAAGGACAAAAGCAACGAAAUUUUGCUUGAAUGUCUUGCCGACCUAUAUACCUAUAAUAAUCAACCUGACAAAGCAAUAGAAUACAAUCUUCGAUUAAGAAGACCGGACGCGUUCGAAUUAAUCCAAGAAUACAACAUGUUCGACGCAGUGAAAGAUAAGGCCGUAUUGCUGAUGGAGUUCGAUCAGCACCUACUAGAAAAAGAACGCAAAGAAACCUCGGCCACAGACCAAACCGAUCAUCCCAAACCGGCAGCCCAGAUGCCGGCCGUGCAAUUAUUGGUCAAAAACACAGACGCCAUCCAGCCCCAAAAAGUUGUGCGGCAGCUUCGAUCCCAUCGCCGAUUUCUUCACAUCUAUCUCGAUGCACUAUUUCAACGCGAUCAUCACAUCGGCUACGAAUUCCAUGAUUUACAGGUGGAACUCUAUGCUGAAUAUGAUUACCCUAAGUUGAUCGAUUUUCUUCGCGCAAGCCAUUACAUAUCACUGGAAAAGGCUUACGCGAUUUGCGAGCAACGAGAUUUGGUUCCUGAGAUGGUGUUUAUCCUUGGUCGCAUGGGUAACAAUAAAAAGGCCCUGAUGUUGAUCAUUGAACGGCUGGGAGAUGUUCAAAGGGCGAUUGAUUUUGCCAAAGAGCAAAAAGAUGAUGAUCUUUGGGAAGAUCUUUUGACUUAUUCGAUGGACAAGCCAAGCAAGUUGUUCAUCCGAGGCCUUUUGGAGAAUGUUGGCACCGACAUUGAGCCUUUACGGCUGAUCAAGCGUAUUCCCGAUCAGUUGGAAAUUCCAGGGUUAAAAGAAGCAUUGCUGAAAAUUUUACAAGAUUACAACCUUCAGAUGUCGCUGCAUCAAGGCUGCGAAAAGAUUUUGAUCAGUGACAGUGUCUUCCUUGCCGACCGAAUGUAUAAAAUUCAAAAACGCGGUAUCCAUUGUGACGUGGGGCCGGGGGUGGUGAUUCUGCAGCGUAUCUGUUAA
Radiomyces spectabilis is the source of this 2619-nucleotide messenger RNA. RefSeq lists its product as uncharacterized. Gene Ontology annotation, molecular function: protein binding. The record is from RefSeq and is a predicted model, not a curated record. Gene Ontology annotation, cellular component: late endosome; HOPS complex. Gene Ontology annotation, biological process: endosomal vesicle fusion; macroautophagy; vesicle-mediated transport. The coding region runs from base 1 to 2619 and encodes 872 amino acids. Lineage: Eukaryota; Fungi; Mucoromycota; Mucoromycetes; Mucorales; Radiomycetaceae. The transcript is spliced from 15 exons.